This is a messenger RNA of Brassica napus (rape), 2355 nucleotides long. Its product is annotated as CDT1-like protein b. Gene Ontology annotation, molecular function: DNA polymerase binding; DNA binding. NCBI's taxonomy places the organism in Eukaryota, Viridiplantae, Streptophyta, Magnoliopsida, Brassicales, Brassicaceae. Gene Ontology annotation, biological process: DNA replication preinitiation complex assembly; DNA replication checkpoint signaling; mitotic cell cycle. Gene Ontology annotation, cellular component: nucleus. The record is from RefSeq and is a predicted model, not a curated record. The transcript has 6 exons. The coding region runs from base 448 to 1986 and encodes 512 amino acids.
UCAAUAUUUACUCAAAUUCACUGAAAAUGGAUGACUAUGAAAAGUCAAUGAUCACUAAUGAACUUGCUAUUUGUUACAGGAUUUUUUUAUUUAUUAAUUUAGUUUCCAUAUCAAAAGGUGAGAAGAAUCAUUGUGUACAAACACUAAAAGGAAAAACUAUGUUGCCACAAAAAUCAAAGGUGUAAAAAUUGGGUAUACCUCAAUGUAAAAAUAAAUUGGGUAUACAGAUUAUAAACCAUAUCAUAUUAUUAGCAACAACAAAAAAAAGUAGUCUUUCCAAAAAAAAAGCGUCUAAAUUUUUAUUGACAUCAAAUACAGUUUAAUAAUCUGUAUUUUAUUUCUAUUCUAGGAAUUAAUUUUUGUUGGACAAAAAAAACAAUAAAAUGAUUAAUCUUAGUUGGACAAAAAUAAAGGAAAAAGAAAACUAAAACGAAGUGGUUAUUAUACAUGGUAACGGCAAAUAGCGGGAACCAACGUUUAGUACGGGCUCAAGUGACGUGGCAAAUACGGGUCCCACAAUAUGUGGAUUCACAUCACCUGCCUUCUUCUUCCUCCUUCACCCUAAUAUAUACUAGCCGUUACGCUCCCUCUCUCUCCAUCUCUCUCUGUGACUCCUCACUUCCCUAUCUACUCUCUCUCUCCAACAUGAGCUCGAUCGAAAACGCUUCGAAGAAGCCAUCUAUGGCCUCUGAAUCUUCGAACCCAGAAACACUUUUCUCUACCAAGACCCCCGACAAGACGGCGACUCUCUCAACCAGACCUCGUGACUGCGACAAACCCGUCAAGAGGCAGAUCUUGACUUCGCCUAGAAAACCUGAAACAACCGUGAAAUUACCCGAAAGGUUUGAGAUUCUGGAUGAAUGCUUUAAUGGGUUGGUCACUGCGAUUAGGUUGCUCAAGCUAAAGGGCUCUUUGACUUCGUUUGCUAAUAUAUGUCCCAAGAUUGAGUAUCUUACUAAUCGGAUCUUCUCGUAUGAUCAUUUGGCUCAGAUGAAGCAUAUUUAUCCAGAAGCCAUUGAAGUGAAGAGAGUUUUGAAGUGUGAUGAAGUCACUAGUUGUAUGAAACCUACUCUUCACAUUAACUUAAACACCGAUGCAAUAGAACUUGAAGAUACAAGUUGCGGAACUAAAUACAUGCAACUUAGGAACGUGUUCUACUCAAAACUUGUAGAUUUUUACAAAGCUCAUCCUAAGGAUGAGAUUCCGAAAGAACUACUUCCUGAACCGUUCAAUUUCUCCAAAAAGGAUUCAGACACAAUAAGUGCAGUAGACGUGGGUGCAUCUAAACUUGAAAAUGAUGGGUUUGAUGUUCAAAUGGAUGAGAUGGAGCAGGAAGAAGAUAAAGUUAACAAAGUGUUUCCAGAUUCUACUUUAUCAGAUGGUACUGAGGAAUGUUUGUUACCAAACACAGAGUCAACCCCAGCCCAAGUUUUGUCCACCCCCUCCAAGGAUCUGUCAACACCAAUCAAGCUCAUGAGUGCUACACCGACGUUGCAGCCAUCUAGACGGUGUAUUACAAUGACUCCAGAUGAUGAUAAUGAAUCGGUUAGAUCAACAAAUGAUCUGGAAAGGCGCCCUUCUCGCACUAGGUGUCUGAAUUUCGAUACUCUAGAGGAAGAAGAUGGAACAGUUAGUGAUGAAUCUAAUGAUGAAGCAAACGAUGAUGAAGCUAGUGAUGCUUCCUCCGAUGAAGAUAGUGAUGCUUCCUACGAUGAAAUUAGUCUUCUGCACUCAAUGAUAGAGGAACCAAAGGCUGAAACCAUGAAGCAAAACUUGCCUAAGCUUGUUAAUGUGAUUCAUAAAUUGUUCCACUCAACAAACCGAACGGUCAUCACCAAGGAAGAGCUUCUUCACAAGAUGAUUGCAUGCCAAAUCGAUAUAAUGGAUAGAAAGGAGGUGGAGGAACAGCUAAGGUUGAUGUUGCAAUUGGUUCCGGAUUGGAUCUCUGAAACAAAGGCAUCUUUUGGAGAUGUUCUUGUUAGGUGAGAGUUAUCACCAUUGUGUUCAAUCUAUUGGUUUCGUAUUACUGGAAAGAGUUUCUUUGCUUCUUCAGGGCUUUUAACAUUGUGUUCAAUCUUUUGGGUUUUUGCAGCAUUAAUAAAAUGUCCACUCCAGAAACGGUACGUGCAAGACUUGAGGAAGCAACUUCACAGGACAGUUCCACCGUCUCCUGAUAAAUAAAUGAUGAGUUUCAAUUUUCAUUAAUCUUUACACAUCUUUCCUUUGCGAUCAUCUUCAUGAUCUUAUGAAACGUAUUACAAUGUUGUUAAUUUAUUAUCAAACAUAAUAAUUAUCUAAUGAUUGUGGCUGGUUAAGUUGUCUAAGUAAAGUAGCUAAAAGCUGAUAUUAUAGUUA